This is a messenger RNA of Fusarium sp. VM40, 3885 nucleotides long. The record is from the annotation of a GenBank genome assembly. Lineage: Eukaryota; Fungi; Ascomycota; Sordariomycetes; Hypocreales; Nectriaceae.
AUGUCUCAAGCCUCACGUCCAGUUCUGACCAGGCAAAGGCGCCAGGAGAAUUAUAGAGCGUCUUACACUGAAGCUGAUAUGGCUGCGGAGAACUCACCUGAGCCGGAACUCAACAAGGAGUUUAUUCAUACAAAUAUAGGAAAUCCACCAGUCCAGAUACCACUCGAUACAAAUGCUACGAAGAAUGAGAUUGAGAAGAAGAUAAGUGAAGAGUCGAUUACAGACACAGAAGAGGUGAAGCACAAGAGAGGGAGCUUCAGUAUUGAUCCGGAUGGCGAAUUCACUCAUGAUCAAACCACGGUCGAUAUUGUAGCUGUACCGUGUCCUGGAGCUGAUCCUAUUCGAACAUGGAGUCGCGAUGGCCUCAUGAGUCGUUACUAUGGAGCUUUAUCUAUGCGCGACGCUGAAGGUUCAACGGGACCAAGCAACGAUCGACCAGCACCAUCGUGGAUUCGACAAGGAAUUCGACGUGAAGCUGACCGAGCCAGAAUUCUACUUUAUCGACAUCCGUCUGCAGUUGAGGGCGUGAGAUUGAGUACCUUGGCAGAUGCGCUGCUAGAUGAAUUGGACAAGUUACGGAAACGGGAGAACCAGUCGAGACCAGUCGUGUUUGUGGGACAUAGCAUUGGUGGUAUCAUUGUCAAGAUGAUGUUGACAAAGGCGAGCCGAAACUCUUCGUUUGAGGGUAUCUACAGACAGUGUUAUGGCGCUGCAUUUUUCGGCACUCCUCAUCAAGGAUCAAGCUACUUUGCAAUGCCGAGUUUGGCAAAUGGUAUCCAAACCCUGCUUCAACUAUCAGCUCCCCUACCGACAUCAGUAACCGAUGAUCUACGCAUGGGAAACACUCUCCUUCUACAACUCGACGACGACUUCAAGUCUAUAGCUCACGAUUUUCGCAUCUGGACUCUGUAUGAGACUAUUGACUCUCGACUCUCAGCCAACUCAGGGGAUGUUUAUUUCACAGCACCGCUUACGUCGAUAAAGUCUGCAAUUCUGGGUAUGCGACAAGAGACGAUCCUUCCUUUGCAGAGCGACCAUGCCAAUAUUGCUUCUUUUGGAAGGCACAACAUACACACGAUGCGUCUCUUUCUGAAACAGCUAUCUGCUCUUAUCAACCGUGCAGACGAAUACUCUAGCGAGGAUGGAAACUGGUCUUUGAACCUUGAACAAAAGGUCAAUGUCGAGGUGCACGGAUUCUUUGAAGAUCCUCCUGGACCAAUGGAUGUUGCCAACAUCAGAGCUUGGUCUACGAGGCUUCCUUUGCGCGACUUCUUAAGGAAAGGCCCCGAAGAGUGUCUAGCUGAGAGGCUAAAUGAAGUUGAAGCAGUCGACGAGGGGCGAUUCUUGAGGACCAGAGGGAAAACGGCAAUGUUGCCGACUGAGAGUAAAGCUGUUGCUGACACAGUCAAUAACCCUCUUGGUAUCUCCCAGGAUGGAUCAUUCCAGGCAUCUCCAACAUCGCCUGUUAUACGACCCAUCGACUCGGAAAAGACAAGGUCAGAAUCGGCACCCCAAGUCGUAUCAAGAACCCCCCUCACGCCACAAUCACCUGUAGCGAUAUCACCACCAACACACUACUCAACACCAAUGCGUCGCCCUUCACCAUUGAUCCGCGCAAAUUUUGACCAAGAUCUAGCUGUCGAUCGCUUAUCUCCACCUCCACGAGGACGAAUAGGUCGCUCCCUAAGCCGCUCUGCAAGUUUGGGUACCCAGGCUUCACAAUACGAGUAUCGAGAUUUCCCGCCGUUUUCGCACCGCAGCCGAAGCACUAUCGAGGGGUUCAGUGAUGAUGACGACAUGGAAACAUCGCCGAGACUGCCAGAAGCUAUCAUCGCAAUUCGAAAGGUCGUUAAUAAUGGCGGGAGGAGAGCGAGCGAGACGGUGAUAGUGGAUGAAGUGCCAGUUGCGUUCGCGAAGCCUCAGAUUGAAGCCAGGAAGUUUAUAUGGGUUCAUUUACCAUAUAACAAUCCAAGCUGGGUGACGAAAAUAUUCGAGACACUGCAGAAUUCGAAUAACCGCAACUAUUCGCCUCUGUUCAACAACGACUUUUGGGCGACGAGGCAUUCUCGCGGGCGUCACUCCCAGCAUUACGCCUACUUUGCAAAACCAGGAUGCUACUUUUCGGCUCCUCGUCAUAUGUCUCCUCGAGGUCGAACUUCGAAGCAGUCAUCGAUAUCGCCCAAGCCCGACAGUGGGAUUUACACAUGUAUUUUUCUGCCCUAUCUUCACUUCGAUUCUUACAAGCGACUCAUCCGCCGCCGAGAACUCAUUCUACAACGUUUGAACCACGGAAGAGCCCGGCCUGUUCCUGAGUCUGUAGCCAAGUCUGAUUCACUCGAAGCCCAGGUCAUCUGGGAGUUUUUGGGACACGAUCCUCCACUGAACUGUCGAAGAACGUUAGAUCAGUACGGUUACCCUUCGUUGAGGGAUACGAGAUCGCGCGAUGAUGACCAAAUGCUGUAUAAAUUGACCAAAGAGCGUACCUGUACUCCGGGAUUAGGUCCUGGACUUCAUGGGGAAAUGUCGAACAGCACCUCUGGAAGCAGUGGGAGUGGAAGUGGUAGUGGAAGUCGAAAGUCCAAGGCGAGUAGUCACAGCGGAGACGACGAGGGUGACCCAGAGGAUGCUGUUCUAAAUGGCAAUGUGCUCAUGGUAGAUCAAUUGUGGUUGUGGGCUAUCGACUCUCACACGCUUCUCUCGUUCUUUCCCAAGCGCGAGGGCGACGCCAUAGAGGGACCCCUAUAUCAGCAAGCAGACCUUCGAGACAGUAUCUUUAAUGAGGUUAAUGUUGACCUCACUCGACAAUGCGAAAACGCUCUAGAUCUUGCAGCGCUGUCAGUCUUGCAUGCGGUCACUGUACUCCUCGAUAGGUCCUCGCACCCAGAUCUGGAAGUAUUUCGAAUAUUCGAAGAGGCCAUUAGCGUUCUUACCGAAAAACUUACAUUUUCUCUCAAAUCAUUCCGCGCUGAAGGGUUCCGCGAUAAAGCAUCCGCCUAUGAACCAGUCGAGAACAAGGCCCGCUCCAUCAGGGCACGACACAAAGCUGAGGGCCGUCGCACAGAGGAAGAUAAUCGCGACAACACGUCUGCACUUCUCGAACUUAGGGAUAUCGAGGAUGAGCUUCUUCUUUUGAUUCAUCUUUUCGAACGGCAGUCCAAAGUCGUUAGCUCGAUGCUUUCCACUUACACACGUCCCGAAUUGCGUGACCGUACGAUAAAUGGAAGGGCUUUUCUGAGUGAAGCUCUCAAGAAAUUGGCAGAGUAUGCACACCAGGGUCAAGAGAUGAUUGAGCGUGUACGAAGUACAAGGGACGACUACGACAAGUUGCUUCAGAUGGUUCAACGUCAAGCGCAGGUUGAUGAGGUACGGCUGAGUAGACUUCACGCCGACCUUGCCAGUGCGCAGAGCCGCAGUGUCAUGAUCUUCACGACCUUUACCGUUAUUUUUCUACCGCUGACCUUUUUUACUGGGUUGUUCGGUAUGAAUACACGAGAAUGGGGCGGCGAGAACAACCUCCCACUGCAGACUAUCGGGGCCAUCUCUCUCCCAUCGAGUUUUGUACUGGUAGUCUUUUCUUUGGUGGCCGCCUGGAGCACAAACGCCAGACGUCUGGCCAAAUGGCUCACUCGCCUAGGAAAGGCUGUAGUGUCUUGGGUUUGGAGGACCCUAUGUAGACCUGCUGUUGCGACCGUGGCGGGUAUGCUUCCUCAGCGUGUUGAGCGGCAGAGAGAGGAGAGAGAGGCCAGGGGUGGAAGGAUAUUGAGAGAGGAGAUGAGUGAUUUCUGGGAAAGACAUCGAUUGGAGAGAGACAGGGGGUAUUCAGUGCCUGAGAAGAACAAGAAGACUACUCUAGGUGCUAAAGGGAGCUGGAGAAAGGCAAAGUAG